GCUUCGUCGGAGUUUAAAAUGCAAUUAUUGUGCACCCAGCAGCAGGGCUCAGGACUCAGCUACACAGCCAGGGCUAGCCAAGUUUCUAAGCGAAAGCAGACAGCUGAGCACUUUUCACUUUUCGUCUCUCAAGACCUGAUUUGCGUGUUCUACCGCUUAUAGAGAAAAAUCUUUGUGAGGUGGAUGUUUUGAACUAUCAGGACAUGUACUAGUCUCCGAAUUGAGGAUGCCAUGGAAAGAGAAUCCAGUGAGGAGCAAAUCUGGGAAUCCGCCAUCUUCCUGCCCAGUCGCUACCUACGCCUUCCUUGCCGGCUGCUGCGCCUUCCUUGUCGUCAGCAACUCCGCCCUUGUGAAACUGCUGAUCCUGAGGCCGUGAGAUGGAGAGCAAAUAUAAGGAAAUACUGUUGUUGUCCGGCCUGGACCAUAUGACAGAGGAGGAGCUGAAACGGUUCAAAUUCUUUGCUGAAGAUAAGUUUUGUAUACCCAGGAGUGAACUGCAGGGUGCAGGCAGGACAGAGUUAGCUGACCUGAUGAUUAAACGGGCAGGUGCGAAGUCUGCAGUGGAACAGUCCAUUGAUAUUUUCCGUACGUUGAAGUAUAUGAAGAUUGCAGAGUUGCUACAGAAUGAAAAGAAAAAAGUUGAAGGUAAACCCAUGAUAAAUACAAAGAAAAAUACACAUACAAAAAAGAAAAAUAUAGAUACAAAAAUGAAAAAUACAAAUAUAAAGAAGGUUACAAAUACAAAGAAGAAGGUUACAGAUACAAAGAAGAAGGUUACAGAUACAAAGAAGAAGGUUACAGAUACAAAGAAGAAGGUUACAAAUACAAAGAAGAAGGUUGCAGAUACAAAGAAGAAGGUUACAAAUACAAAGAAGGUUGCAGAUACAAAGAAGAAAGUUACAAAUACAAAGAAGAUAGAUACAAAUACAAAGAAAAGAACACAGAAUGUAAAAGAAAGAAGUCAAGCUAAAAACUGUUCUAUUGCCUCUGCCACCAGCAGAGACAAACAGUCUGCUGUAAAAGUCUCUCCUCAAGAUAAGGUCACAAGCCUUGGGACAUGGCCAGGGCAGCAAGCCGGAAGUACGAGCUUCUCUGGUGGGAAUCCCAGUGUUGUUGGCUUCCCGGCAUCAGAUGAAAUUCUAAAUCAAAUGUUCUGCCUCUCCCGAAAUGUCAGUGUCCAUUUGGGAGUCAUGUAAAACAAACUCUGAAGGAUAUGGUGGAACAUGACACAGAUGGGUUUCCCCAUAAGAAAACUCUUAGGCAUAUGAUAGAUCAACUUUAACAAUAGAUGGCUUCAGGGGCUCAGGGCUCCCAGAGGGCCACUGCUUUCAUGAACCCUGCAGGGGCCGGGUAUGGGGUAGGUCGGGUGGAGGAUGGGGAUGG
This is a messenger RNA of Meriones unguiculatus (Mongolian gerbil), 1383 nucleotides long. RefSeq names its product interferon-inducible protein AIM2-like. Gene Ontology annotation, biological process: activation of innate immune response; cellular response to interferon-beta. Gene Ontology annotation, molecular function: double-stranded DNA binding. Gene Ontology annotation, cellular component: AIM2 inflammasome complex. Lineage: Eukaryota; Metazoa; Chordata; Mammalia; Rodentia; Muridae. The transcript has 5 exons. Bases 378 to 1196 code for a protein of 272 amino acids. The record is from RefSeq and is a predicted model, not a curated record.